GAGGUAGCAGUUGAACGGCAGCGACCCAGCCGAGGGUGAUAUCUACUGGAUGAACUUGUCUCGACUUAAGCGUCCGGACCAGAGGCUGACUGUGGGGGCAAGGCCACUCUGAAGCGAAUGAAGAAACAUCUAAUCUUUCACUUCACAUACAGAGGACUUCUAACUAGAGGAAAAAAGAGUAAAAGAAGAAAAUGGAGUAUAAAUUACGAAAGGCUGAACCCAGGGACGUGUCUGAUAUAUUACGACUGGUGAAGGAGCUUGCAAAGUACGAGGAGAUGGAGCACCAGGUGACACUGACUGAAAAAGAACUCCUUGAGGAUGGAUUUGGUGACACCCCGUUUUACCAUUGCGUCAUCGCUGAAAUUCAAGGAGAAAACAGCAGUGACGAUCCGAAGGUGGUGGGCUUUGUCAUGUACUACUUCACGUAUGACCCCUGGAUCGGCAAACAGCUCUACCUGGAGGAGUUCUACGUGAUGGAGGAGUACAGAGGACUGGGCAUCGGGUCAGAGCUCCUGCGCCAUCUCAGUGACCUGGCGACAAAGACACGCUGCUCCGGCAUGAUGUUCGUUGUUGCGGAGAACAACGAGCCGUCCGUCCAGUUCUACAAGCGCCGCGGCGCCGAGGAUCUGUCGGAGGAGGAGGGCUGGAGGCUCUUCAGGUUCGACAAGACCAGCCUGGUGAAGCUGGGCACCCCGCCGGAGGAGUGAUGGAGCUCGUACGCACCAGAGGAGGAGGAGGAGGAGGAGACGCGAGGGUCCGACCCGAGGCCGCCAGCCGCGCUGCGUUUCCUGACGAGUCAUGCCGUUGAAUCUGAUGUCGUCUGUGGCGUUCCUCCCCGAGGAGCCGCCGGAGACACGGCUGCAGCCGGCUCAGGACUCGGUCCGCCCCCCUGCGUCUCCUCUCCUGUCAGACCGUCCAGCUGACUCACAAGUUCAGCUUUUUAAAAAGGGGAAAUUCUAUAUGAUAGUUCUAUGCUUCUGUUGUGUUUGUAGCUUAAUAAUCACAGUGAGCUUCUUGUCUGUUGCUGAUGUGUUACUCUGAAGCAUUUAUGUUUAUUUUAACCUUUCAUUCUUUGUUGGCAUUUGUGCAUUUAAUGUUCUUAAAAAGAGUUAUUAUUAUCGCUUGAGUUUGCAAUAAACUAACUUAGUUAUCACACA
This is a messenger RNA of Centropristis striata (black sea bass), 1157 nucleotides long. Its product is annotated as diamine acetyltransferase 1-like. The record is from RefSeq and is a predicted model, not a curated record. Gene Ontology annotation, molecular function: N-acetyltransferase activity. The coding region runs from base 192 to 707 and encodes 171 amino acids. Lineage: Eukaryota; Metazoa; Chordata; Actinopteri; Perciformes; Serranidae. The transcript is spliced from 6 exons.